Messenger RNA from Leopardus geoffroyi (Geoffroy's cat), 2476 nucleotides. It is a transcript of the gene PRSS53, whose product is annotated as serine protease 53. Bases 448 to 2109 code for a protein of 553 amino acids. The transcript is spliced from 11 exons. The record is from RefSeq and is a predicted model, not a curated record. NCBI's taxonomy places the organism in Eukaryota, Metazoa, Chordata, Mammalia, Carnivora, Felidae. Gene Ontology annotation, molecular function: serine-type endopeptidase activity. Gene Ontology annotation, biological process: proteolysis.
AACCCACCUGCACGUGGGCCUGGGGGAGAGGUGGGGAAGCUAAAAUAGAGGGACUGGGAGGGUCUGCCCACAGUGCCCUUCCCAGUUCCCAGAGGACGACUUCCAUGCUGGGAGCAAGUUUGCUCUAUGUUGGACUCUAAGGUUUUUACAUUCAACAAUUCUGAGUUUUUCAGACAAGGCACAUAGGGGCUAAUUGUCCAAGGUCACUCACAUAGUACAUGGGGAAACUGGGAUUUGAAUCAAGGCAGUCUGGCCAUGGCUGAGGCGCAGAGAGGGGUGGUGAAUGGCCCAGGGUAACACAGUCACAACCCCAGAGCUAGGAGCUGCUGGCUCCCUUCUGGCACUUGACUCCUAGCCAACUGGGGGGCGGAGCAGAGGUGGAGCUAGGGAGACCCAGGUGGCCUCUCUGAAAACCAGACUACAGGCGGCAGAGUGGCCUGGAGCAGCAUGAAGCAGAGCUGGGGACCAGAGCUGCUCAUCCUGGGAGCAGUGGUUCUCCUGGAGGGUCUUCAAGCAGCUCAGCACGUAUGUGGGCAGCGUGGCCCUGGCCCCCCUGAGCCUCAGGAGGGCAUCACAGCACCUGGUGAGUGGCCCUGGCAAGCCAGUGUGAGGAGGCGGGGGGUCCACAUCUGCAGCGGAUCCCUGGUGGCAGAUACCUGGGUCCUCACUGCUGCCCACUGCUUUGAAAAGGCAGCAGUGACAGAACUGAACUCCUGGUCAGUUGUCCUGGGUUCUCUGCAACGUGAGGGGCUGAGCCCAGGGGCUGAGGAGGUGGGGGUGACCACCCUGCAGCUGCCGAGGGCCUAUAACCACUACAGCCAAGGCUCAGACCUGGCCCUGCUCCGACUCGCCCACCCCAUGGCCCGCACACCCCUCUGCUUGCCUCAGUCUACCCAUCGCUUUCCUUUUGGGACCUCCUGCUGGGCUACUGGCUGGGAUCAGGACACCAAUGAUGCUCCCAGGACCCUACGGAAUCUGCGCCUGCGUCUAAUCAGCCGUCCCACGUGUAACUGUCUCUACAACCGGCUGCACCAGCGGCUGCUGGCCAGCCCAGCUCGGCCUGGGAUGCUGUGUGGGGGCGCCCAGCCUGGGGUGCAGGGGCCCUGUCAGGGAGAUUCUGGGGGCCCCGUGCUGUGCCGUGAGCCUGAUGGACAUUGGGUUCAGGCUGGGAUCAUCAGCUUUGCAUCAAGCUGUGCCCAAGAAGACACUCCUGUGUUGCUGACCAACAUGGCUGCUCACAGCUCCUGGCUGCAGGCUCGAGCUCAGGGGGCAGCCUUCCUGUCCCAGAACCCAGAGACCCCAGAGAUCAGUGAUGAGGACAGCUGUGUAGCCUGUGGAUCCUUGAGGAGAGGAGGUCCCCAGGCAGGAGCCCCCUCCCCAUGGCCCUGGGAUGCCAGGCUGAAGCACCAGGGGAAGCUGGCCUGUGGUGGAGCCCUGGUGUCAGAGGAGGUAGUGCUGACUGCUGCCCACUGCUUCAUUGGGCGCCAGACCCCAGAGGAAUGGAGCAUAGGGCUGGGGACCGGACCAGAGGAACGGGGCCUGAAGCAGCUCAUCCUACAUGGGGCUUAUACCCACCCAGAGGGGGGCUACGAUGUGGCACUCCUGCUGCUGGCCCAACCUGUGACACUGGGCCCCAGCCUUCGGCCCCUCUGCCUGCCAUAUGCCGACCACCACCUGCCUGAUGGGGAACAUGGCUGGGUCCUGGGGCUGCCCCGCCAAGAAGCAGGUGCCAGCUCCCCUCAGACAGUGCCUGUGACCCUCUUGGGACCCAGGGCCUGCAGCCGGCUGCAUACAGCUCUUGGGAGCGACAGUGUCCCCAUUCUGCCAGGAAUGGUGUGUACCAGUGUUGUGGGUGAGCCGCCCCACUGUGAGGGCCUGUCCGGGGCACCACUGGUGCACGAGGUGAGGGGCACAUGGUUCCUGGCUGGGCUACACAGCUUUGGAGAUGCCUGCCAAGGCCCUGCAAGGCCUGCAGUCUUCGCGGCACUUCCCGCCUAUGAGAACUGGGUCAGCAGUUUGGACUGGCAGGUCUAUUUUGCUGAGGAGCCAGAGCCCGAGGCAGAGACUGGAAGCUGCUUGGCUAACAUGAGCAAACCAGCUGGCUGUUGACAGGUGGCUCUGGGAUGCUGCAGACGCAGUGAGACAAUUCCUGCAUCACUGCCCCUGUACCUCCCCCAUUCCCUCCACCCACGCAUGAUUCCAGGCACUGGGGCAGGCCCAGCAGCCCCGUGGGCUCUGGGAAGGAGCACGCCUGGACCGGCAACUGCCCUUACUCCCCACCCUGCAGGCCAGGGAGAUGUCGCCUGUGGAUGCUUCCCUACGCCCAGCUCCGCCGUCCGACGCAGGCGUCCCCAGCCUUCCCUAGUCUUCCUCCCCUCAGAUAUGAUCACACCAGCCGCUUACUUUGAAAUUUGCUUUUUUUGGGGGGGAGCAAUUUUCCUUUUUUUUAAACUUAAAUAAAUUGUUACAAAAUAGA